AUGAAACCACGAUUUGAAGUUUUAGUUGGUAUUAAAAAUAUUUUAAAUGCAGAAAUUAUUCGAAGAUUUGGGUUGAUAGAACAAAUAAAACCAAUUGCUAUCGCUACUAUUUUGGAUCCUAGGUUUAGGAAUCUUAAUUUCAACGAUGCGAUUGCCUGUUCUAAUGCAAUGGCAGAACUAAGAAAAUUAUUAAAACCAGAUUUUUCAUCAAGUGAAUCCGAAGGAGAAGUAGUACCAUCAAAUUCAGACGGUUAUGAUUUUUGGGCCCCCCACAAACAGUUAGCCCUUGGCCAAAAAAAGAAGAAGUCAUUAUCAUACGUCAAUGAUGAAUUAUCUCUAUAUUUUUCAAAUACCGUGUCUCCACUCAAAUCGAAUCCACUAAUGCUAUGGGAAGAUAUGAAGACAGUUUUCCCAAUGUUAUAUAAACAAGCGCGCAAAUCUUUCACUAUGGUUGCUACAUCUGUUCCGAGUGAGCGAUUAUUUUCGAAAGCUGGAGGAGUAAUCACAAAAACCAGGAAUCGAUUAACAGGUUCACGCCUGGAAAAAAUAUUACUACUGGCCGAUUUACCAGAAGAUCAAUGGUUUUAA
Messenger RNA from Melanaphis sacchari, 588 nucleotides. RefSeq lists its product as uncharacterized. The record is from RefSeq and is a predicted model, not a curated record. The transcript has a single exon. Bases 1 to 588 code for a protein of 195 amino acids. Lineage: Eukaryota; Metazoa; Arthropoda; Insecta; Hemiptera; Aphididae. Gene Ontology annotation, molecular function: protein dimerization activity.